GCUAUUACGUCACGCGGACCAUGAGGUUAUCUAGCCCAUUGCGACGUACUAUCAGACUAUCGUGUCCAAUAUGUUGCAUCCUUGGCUUCGUGCUACCACAUCAAAGUUGCGCUUGAAAGCCGAAUCUGUUCUCUCGCUCUGGGAUCGUGCGCUUUGCAAUAUUCCACAUGGUUCAAGGCCCUAGACUCAGAUUUCCAUAGACACUUUGAUUUCAGGCCCUCUAUGGCGCUUGCAAGGCUCAGCAAUCUUUAUCGUCCAUGUGGCUAGUCCUGAUUUUGGGGUUCCUUAGAAUUUCCACCAAUCCGGUUUACAUAGUAGCAUGUAUUGUUUCGCGCCGAAGGAAGACAGACCAUCAAACCGGGAAGGGCAAAUGUUUUGUGAAGACCGAAGGUGCUUCCAUGCGGGUUCCUGAUGCAAACACAAUUUGCACUCACGAUCAUACUGUGGUAGCAUACUGCAAUAGCUAUUUAGGCCAUAUGUGCACAUUACGCUCCUCGCGACGCAGUUUUCGACGGAUUUGGUUCCAUGCCACACGGACCAAUCGUAUAAAAUGGGGAGAACAAUGAGAUCGGGACGGUAGCCCCAGCUCCAGUUCGGACCCGCCAGCUCCAGUGCUAAAGAAUAUCAGACAUUCUCACUAUGGUCUCAUUCUUCAAACGCUUGACUGCGCUCGUUUCCGCCGUCGCGGCCAUUGGUCACGUCGCUGCUCUGCCCACUUUUUCCACUUCCACUGGCAACAGUGUGGUGAAGCGUGCCACUAUCCCCGCCGCCCCCCGCUUCGUCCUUUACAGCGACAAGUGGGUUUCCGGUGAAACUGGUCCUCCUGCUCCUAGCACCAUCGUUGGUUACAAUGUCUUCGCCCUUUCCUUCUGGCUGUCCGCUGGUCCCGCUGACCAAGCCGUGGAAUGGUCGUCUCUGACCGCCGCUAACCGUCAGACUUUCAAAACGGAAUACAGCGCAGCUGGUAUCAGCUUGAUUGUCUCGGCUUUCGGUUCGACUGAGGCCCCCACAAGCAGCGGCGAAGACCCUACUACUACCGCCAACAACUUGGCAGCAUGGGUCAUACAAUAUGACCUCGAUGGUGUCGACGUUGACUACGAAGACUUCAAUGCUAUCAACGCACAGGACGGAUCUGCUGAGACUUGGCUCUCUACUUUCACCACCGCGAUCCGUGCGAAACUCCCACAGGGUCAAUACAUCCUUACCCAUGCACCUGUUGCCCCUUGGUUCUCGUCCAUCUACACCACUGGUGCCUACUUGAAGGUCGACCAAAAUGUUGGCUCUUUGAUUGACUGGUACAACAUUCAGUUCUACAACCAGGGUACCACCGAGUACACGACUUGCGCUGGUCUCCUUAAUACCUCGUCGACCACAUACCCCGACUCAGCUCUCUUCCAGAUCAACACUUCUGGAGGGGUCUCCCUUGACAAACUUGUUAUCGGUAAACCCGCCACGGCCGCUGAUGCUAACAACGGUUAUAUCGCCCCUGCGACUUUGGCUACUUGUGUGCUUGAUGCAAAGAACGAAAAGUGGGACGCUGGUGUUAUGGUCUGGGAAUACCCUGAUGCUGCUGCGGCUUGGAUCUCAAGCGUCCGCUCUCUCGCUUUCCCGUUGUGAAGCAAAAGCGUGCACACGCAGUUUAUGACUUAUCGACUUGUUACGACUCAGGCAGUAUGAAUCGAGGUUUUUUUUUUAUUCCAAAUAUAUAUUUGUACCA
Messenger RNA from Serpula lacrymans var. lacrymans S7.9, 1717 nucleotides. Its product is annotated as glycoside hydrolase family 18 protein. The record is from RefSeq and is a predicted model, not a curated record. Gene Ontology annotation, biological process: carbohydrate metabolic process. Bases 640 to 1617 code for a protein of 325 amino acids. The transcript has 7 exons. Lineage: Eukaryota; Fungi; Basidiomycota; Agaricomycetes; Boletales; Serpulaceae.